AGCCGGGCUCGGCCGCCAGCACUAAAGAUGGAGAGGCGCCGGGGCCUCGCAGGGGAGGGGGCUCGGCGUUGACGUGGGACGCGGCGGAGGCGCCGCAGCCGGUGGUGAUUUGCUAACCUCGCAGCACAGAGGAGUUGAGGGCGAUGAGAGCGGGUACUGCGAACUGCCGGGCGAUGCCGCCGCUGCCGCCGUGAUACCGAGAGCAACAGUUCCCCAGCAACACCCCUCCCCGACACAGGCACACCCCCUCCAAGAGGCACGCACACCCACCCCACGGCGCCCGGCUCGGCAGUGCCCUCUCCAUUGGCCCAGGAAACCCACCCUGCCCUGCCACGCAGAGCCAGGAAGGAAAGAGAGCCUCAUGCCUAAGCCUCGGGGAGCACCAUGGAUCUGACAAAGAUGGGCAUGAUCCAGCUGCAGAACCCCAGCCACCCCACGGGGCUCCUUUGCAAGGCCAACCAGAUGCGGCUGGCCGGGACGCUGUGCGAUGUGGUCAUCAUGGUGGACAGCCAGGAGUUCCACGCCCACCGGACUGUGCUGGCCUGCACCAGCAAGAUGUUUGAGAUCCUCUUCCACCGCAACAGCCAGCACUAUACUCUGGACUUCCUCUCUCCGAAGACCUUCCAGCAGAUUCUGGAGUACGCAUACACGGCCACGCUGCAAGCCAAGGCGGAGGACCUGGAUGACCUGCUGUACGCAGCUGAGAUCCUGGAGAUCGAGUACCUGGAGGAGCAGUGCCUGAAGAUCCUGGAGACCAUCCAGGCCUCAGACGACAAUGACACGGAGGCAACCAUGGCGGACGGUGGGGCCGAGGAGGAAGAGGACCGCAAGGCUCGGUACCUCAAGAACAUCUUCAUCUCGAAGCAUUCCAGCGAGGAGAGUGGGUACGCCAGCGUAGCUGCUCAGAGCCUCCCUGGGCCCGUGGUGGACCAGAGCCCUUCCGUCUCCACCUCAUUUGGCCUUUCCGCCAUGAGUCCCACCAAGGCGGCAGUGGACAGUUUGAUGACCAUAGGACAGUCUCUCCUGCAGGGGGCUCUUCAGCUGCCUGCCAGGCCUGAGGAGCCGACGCUGGCUGGGGUUGGGCGGCACCCUGCGGUGGCCGAGGUGAAGCCGGAGAUGAUGCAGGUGGAUGAGGUGCCCGGCCAGGACAGCCCUGGGACAGCCGAGUCUAGCCUCUCAGCCGGGAUGGGGGACAAGGUUGAGGAAAGGGGCAAGGAGGGACCCGGGACCCCAACUCGGAGCAGCGUCAUCACCAGCGCUAGAGAGCUGCACUAUGGACGUGAGGAGAGCGCCGAGCAGCUGCCGCCUCUAACCGAGGUUGGCCAGGGUCCCCCAGGCCGACCGGAGCCCCCCGCGCCCCCCGCUGAGAAACACCUGGGCAUCUAUUCCGUGCUGCCCAACCACAAGGCCGAUGCCGUGUUGAGCAUGCCGUCGUCGGUGACCUCGGGCCUCCAUGUGCAGCCCACCCUGGCCGUCUCCAUGGACUUCAGCACCUACGGGGGUCUGCUGCCCCAGGGCUUCAUCCAGAGGGAGCUGUUCAGCAAGCUGGGGGAGCUGGCAGUGGGCAUGAAGGCAGAGAGCCGCACUGUCGGGGAGCAGUGCAGCGUCUGUGGGGUGGAGCUUCCUGACAACGAGGCCGUGGAGCAGCACAGGAGAGACCUUCCAGAAGAAGGAACUGUUGCAUUUAUAUGUGGACGUGACCAGAGUGCGGAGAGUGUGCGUCCCCCAGCACAGUUUAAAGUGUUUGGGGUCUGUCACCUCUCCAGAGGUCAAAGGAAGCUGCACAGUGGGAUGAAGACGUACGGGUGUGAGCUCUGCGGAAAGCGGUUCCUGGAUAGUUUGCGACUGAGAAUGCACUUACUGGCUCAUUCAGCGGGUGCCAAAGCCUUUGUCUGUGAUCAGUGUGGCGCCCAGUUUUCGAAGGAGGAUGCCCUGGAGACCCACAGGCAGACCCAUACUGGCCAAGAAAAAGUUACGAGCAAAGGGGAAGAAAGCAGAAGUGAGCGAGGAAGACUGCAGAGAGACUGCUCAGUUGGCACUGGGGACCUGGAACGCCAGCGGGGGAGAGCAUGUCCUCUUGUUUUUGCUCGUGGUUGGGAGUUGCCUCUUUGAUACAAGCAUAUCUAGAUCUAUGAAGUUUAACUGUGUCCAGUUAAUUGAAUUUAUAAUUCAGCACCCAAAUGCUGAAAAGAAUUUGUCUUUUAUGUUCCUUAAUGAGUGCUAUAAAAACAAGUGGUGCAUCUAAUUUUAUGAAUGAUCCUUUAUGACUUACCUGAUAACUAGUAGCUGUUCAACACAAAGGACUCAUAACUCAGUCCGGGCCUAAGAUGGCUGCCUGCAGGAAAAGAACUUGUUUUAAAGUUGCCAUCUUGUUCCUCUUGAGUGGCCUUGGAAUUCACCUGUUCCCUCAUCCACUAUCUCCUCUGGUGGAGGAUGGGGCUCAGGUUCCUCAUUCUGGGGGAUUGUGGAGAAGGGUUACCUGGCCUGCCAGCCCGAGAUGACAGAGAAUUCUCACCUCUCCGAGUUGGCUCCUACCAAGAAGGGGAAGGGAAAAACAUGACGGCCCAUCCCAAUCUCUCUCUACUGGCAGACAUUGAGGCCACUUAGUUGUUGCCAGCUGCGCUAAGGAAGAGAAUAGAAACAUAGAGAAAGAGGUACAAGGGCUGUAAAAACGAAUUUCUUUUAUCUUCACCCUACAACAAAGACAAUGAGCCUCGAAAAAAAAUAAGGAGAAGAAAUUUCGGUUAGACGCUGGUGAGAACUUCCUGAAUUGAAAAGAUGUUCUCAAAAGAGACUGUGGCAUCUCCAUCUCUAGAGUGUGCACACAUACAUGUGCUGUUCGUUUUUUAUAGUUUUUCAACAUUUUGUAUUUUUUAGAAGUUGAAUUUAAAUGAUUUUGUGAUUACACACCUUAAGAGUAAUAGAUGUUGGCCAUAAAAUUCAAGCAUCAUCAUGAAUAGAAUUGAAGAAAGGUUGGCUACUCCCAUCUGGUAAGUCAGAGGCCGGGGGCUGGACUCAGUGGCCAGUACCCUGCCCAUGGUGCUAACCCAGAACAGGAAGGGCUUUGGGAGUGAAGCCCUUGAACAGAGCAGCCAGGUGGGGGGUGUGGGUACGUCAUGAAGGAAGGCCAAGAUAAGGCUGUGGUUUGCAUUGCUUAUCACCUUUCCCAGUUUAUCUCAAGUAAGAACAAGGUAAGAACAGGCCCUGCAGCCCUGAGUGAACCUUUUCAUGCGGCUGCUGAGCUGGGAAGAGGACACUCCUCUCUCUCUCCCCACAUCCCUCUCCCUUGUACACACUGCACCUGUAAAGGCUGCAGCUUUAGUAUGUUGGGUGGGGGGACAAAUGCAAAAAAAGUCCCUGAUCUGGGUGCUGAUGGCUUCCUAUCAGAGCGGUGGAUGGAGUGGGGACAUUUGUUGCCAUGAUUUGAGUCUUAACCUCAGCUGGCCUUGUGCCCGGGCUGUCUGGGUGGCCUUCCUUCCUCUUGUCCCCGCCUUCCCUCCCUUGCUACACCCUCACCAGGCUGAUGAAUUGCUCCUGGAGUCAGUAGUGGCUCUGACUUGGCUGUUACCUUUGGUCUGAAGGAGUCUGGGCGAAAGGACAGGGAUAACUAUUGCUCCAGCGCCACAUUUGGAGACUGAUGAACUUUGGCAGGGGAAUGCCCACCCAGCUGGUCUGGAAGAACCUGUUUGGGCCCCAGAGAAACCUGACAAAGCUGGGUGCUGUCAGCCUAAAAACAUGUACACUGAAGGCAGCCUAGAGCACACACGUUCCCUCGGCUUAUGAAGAGUUGGAGAUGAAGGAUGUGUGAAGCAUCACUGCCCCUUCCCUAUGCCAAAUCCAGAUUCUCACUGAGCUGGCAUGUCACUAAAGGACCGCCCACCCCCGACCCCGAUCCCGCCCCGCUCCUAGAAUUUUCAGAAGCAAAACAGCUGGCCAUUCAUUCAUUCAGCAUUCAUUGAGUGCCUACUGUGUGCUAAAUGCUGGGGAUACAAGGAUCGGUAACUCCUGUUGUCUUGAUUCGGGGAACUCAGAGGUGGGAAGACAGGCACGUAAGCAGGUAAUUUUAACGGGCAAUGCUGGGCGCAGUGAUGGAGACGUUUGUACAGAGGGUACUGUGGGCACCCGGAGGAAGGGUGCACCGUAGAUACCCAGGGGACAGAUAAGGCUUCCUGGAGAAGAAGACAUCAUAAGGUUUAAAGCAGAAGUAGAAAUUAGCCAAGAUGAAGGGAGAGCUGGACAGAAGAAACAGAGCCACGCGUGCUUGGAAAUGGUGGUGGUAUGGCCUAAGCGUCACAUCUGAGACAGAUGGGGCAGGUGAGGUUGGAGGGGAAGGCGGGCCCAGACCACGGAGGUCUGGCUAGGCUGUCUUAAGGAGCCUCGGUUUUAUCUGUAGGUGAUGGAGGGUCCUGGGAAGCCUUUAAAAGGAAGUUACAAGAUCAGAUCAGUUUCCAGUAGGCCACAUUGGCAGUUGUCUGGGGUAAGCUCUCGGGGAGACGGGCUGUGUUCAGGAGGCUCUCGCGGGAAUCCUGGUGGGGAUGCUGGUGGCUGGCACGAGGCAGUGCCUUUCUGGGAGGACAAGGAGGGGACACGUACGGGAAGGUCUUAGGUACUCCAACAUUCGCCAGAUUGGGAUGCGGGAGCGGCGGACAAGAAGCCUCUGAGAUGACACCCAGGCAUCUGGGCUGGGUGACCGAGUGGGUGAUGGUGCUGACAGCUGAGACAGAGAUCCAGGAAGUGGGGCGGGAUUGGAGGCAGAAGGUAUGGGUUUCGGGCUUGGACGCGUUGAGGUGAGGUGCCUGUGGAAUAUCCUGGGGGCGCUUGGAUUUAUGGAUUUUGCGCUCAGAACAGAAGUGUGGCUGGAGGCGUGGUUAGUAGCUUCUGAGGGUCACUGAGACUGGGAGAGGAGAGUUCCCAGGGACAGACUGAGGGGAGGGGGCAUCAUGAGCUGAACACCGUGAGGGCAAAUGGCCCCAUUUAGCUGAGGAGGGCCUCAGCCCCCGUCAGCCUCAGGCUUCGCAGGAAGAAGCACGGGCCUGGGCUGCAGAGGGCUGUCUCUGGAGGGCCCUCCAGGCGUGGCCUCUGCGGGGAUUCCCACAGACGAGAGGUGAGGAGGAGCUCCAGGGGCCCCGCACCUGGCAUUCCCGAGCCCCAGGGAGCUCCCUUGACCAGUGCCUUGGCCUGGGGCGGGAGAGAAGAGGCCGUCUGGCUGAAGGAAUAAUCUCGGAACUGCUGGGGCCUUAAAGGGUGACAGGUCUCCCCUCCUGCUCCUGGGGGUGGGAUGUUCAGUCCUCCGUGCAGUUCUGGAAGGUUCUCAGACCAGGCCUUGCCCUGCUGCACAGCCCUUCCUGGAAGUCUCGUCCGGGUGAACCCUUAGAGCUGGUCCUGCUGCCUCACGCCCCAUCCCUUUGCAUGUGUGUCUCUUUUCUGAGGUUUAUGAUGCCUGGUUGUGUCUCAUUUUCUAGAGGGAAUAUAAGCACCCUGACUUCCUUCCAGAGGAAGCCAAGAACAUGGCCCCAUUUGGGUUUAACCUUCCCUAAAACCCCGUCCUCCACUUUCCCUCUCCCACACCGAUCCCUGAAUGAACAUUUCACUGGGGAUGUGGGUCCCACUUUCCCUCGACGCCCUCCUCUGGUGGCUUGGCAUUUUGGGACCAGCUGCCAGAGUGAUUGACAUAAAGCCAAUCUAUAAAUAAAGUCUUUUUCUUUUCUCAUAAAGACUUUGAGGUUGAGUUUGCCUUCAAGGUCAAGAUCAGACCUUUCUAAAUAAACACAUAUCAAAGGAUCAUUAGCAAAG
Molecule: messenger RNA, 5793 nt
Organism: Physeter macrocephalus (sperm whale)
Lineage: Eukaryota; Metazoa; Chordata; Mammalia; Artiodactyla; Physeteridae
Gene: ZBTB16
Product: zinc finger and BTB domain containing 16
Exons: 6
Coding region: 385-2112 (575 amino acids)
Biological process (GO): regulation of transcription by RNA polymerase II
Molecular function (GO): RNA polymerase II cis-regulatory region sequence-specific DNA binding; protein binding; DNA-binding transcription factor activity, RNA polymerase II-specific
Source: RefSeq, a predicted model, not a curated record